ACCCCCUGCUCUGCACUGUGUCUUCGCUGGCCGUGGAGGAGCUGCGAUACCCGCACCAGUACUGCACGCACGUCAUCUACACGCACGCCGAGUUCGACUUCGCCAAGAAGAGCUUCGUCGCCCCGAUGGCCUCGCUGAGCUUCACGUCGUUCCUGAACAGCAAGUCCAAGUGGGCCAACAACACGGACGGUCCGCGCUACCUGGUCUCUCUGUCGCCAGCGUUUGUGGCGCAACACGCGCCGGAGAUGUCGACGGGUCAAAAGGCGACACGAGACAUGGUGGCCUGGUUGGAGUCCACGGACCUCGCUGGUAUCGCGCUCGUCGAACACGUCCUGACGCCCGACAACGUGGACCUCUACGUCAAGUUCAGCUCGGCAUUCAGAGAAGUCCAACAAGGCAGCCUCGAGUUUGUUCUCGGGUUUUCCUCGCCGUACUUGAAGGAGCUGCAGCCGACACUCAAGGUCCUCUACUCGCAAGUUGACUACAUAAUCAUGGAGACGCACGUGAAGCAGUUUCCCGAUAACUGCAUCGCCCUCUUUCCCACCGCCUUCAACGCAUCCCGCAACCCCAAGGUCCUGCAGCUCAAGAACAACCUCUUCCCGAGGUCGGCAUUGCAGUACAUCGAGGCCCUACCGGCACCGGGUCCGGGUAAGCACGCCAAGACGUGCAUCUCAGUGCUAAUGGGCGUACUCAUGUACAUCGUACCCAAGGGUCUCAUUCACGCGCCGUCGCAGGACUGCAUCGACUUCUCCUGGUGCACGUACUCUGACGUGUGCCAGUCCAAGUCAAAGUUCAAGUACUACGAGUGGGCAGAAGCCGUGACUCAGUCCGACCAGUCCCGAAUGUACAUGUUCGACGAUGAGACCACGAUCGUCAACAAGGUGAGGAAGGCGAAACAUGCGAGUCCCAACACGUGCGUGUCGCUGUACCGGACGGACCUGGACGACUUCUCCGGCACCUGCAACAACGGAUCGCCGUUCCUCCGAGUGGCAGCCGUGCGCAGGGCGGUCCUCUCGUGAUGGGUCGACCGGGGCUAAGAGGACGUCUUCCAAGCCUCGGCCCCAUAUACACACAACGACACGGGAA
This is a messenger RNA of Rhipicephalus sanguineus (brown dog tick), 1086 nucleotides long. RefSeq lists its product as uncharacterized. The transcript is spliced from 7 exons. The coding region runs from base 126 to 1019 and encodes 297 amino acids. Lineage: Eukaryota; Metazoa; Arthropoda; Arachnida; Ixodida; Ixodidae. The record is from RefSeq and is a predicted model, not a curated record.